AAUGAGGAAGUAAAUAAGCAUGAGUCAGACAGAGGAGCCGGUUUCAUUCAAGUUUUAGUCUAUACCUGUGGACCACUUCUGUUGUCUGUCCAUGUUCCAGUUAUGGCAGAAUUUGGGGAAAACUAUAGCAGCAGCCAGGCGGAAGAACACCACGGAACUAAGGACUGUAAUGCGGCGGAGAGCGUUUUGGGGACAGGUGACCCCUCGGUGAUAGUCCCCAGGGGGCUGCGGUCCUCACAUCAUACCCACGGACAGAAGAAGUUAGUCCUGCAUGUGGACCUGAACAACACUAUACUGGUGUCGGACGCGGUGACGGCUCAGGGGACGGUGGCGGCUUUGGAUUACUACCUCACAACAGUUACAUGGGGGAGGAUGAACCCGAAGGGAAAGUGGGAGUGGCUCAGUGAUGCUCCGUCCCUACUGCCACCAUGUGAGGGUGCAGUUAGUUACUACUCCCAGUUUGGACGGACACCGGGUUUCACCUCUUCUGCUGGGCGCUGUUUCCGUGGGAUUCUGGAUGAACAUCUGGGUCUUCUUCGCUGGCCAGAGGGAGUCAAGGCAGACAGAGAGCUGUCUGUAAAGGGAGAAGAUGGACAACUGUACCACUGGAUCCUGCCCUCCUUCUUCCAGCUGCUCAAAGACCUGGUGCAGGAGGGAAGGGAGUUUGCCGUCCUGUUUCGUACAUUUGGAACUGACCUACCUCGUGUGCUGAGUGCAGUAUCUAGAGCACUGAAUGAAGGGGCUCACCCACUGUUCCCUGACCUGCCUGAUCUCAAGCUGAGCGUGAAUACGACUCCGGGCAAAAUCCGCUGCAGUAAGAACAGCGUGGUGCUGAGCCGAGCCCAGGAGCGAGUGUCGGCUCGUGAUGGAGAAAGAGGACUGUACCAGUACCUGAGCUCGGUCCAGGGCCUGGGAGGCUUCCAGGACCACUUCGACUGGUGGGCUCGGAACUCCUUUUCUAUUCAUGGGGGGAAACCACUGUGGGUCGACCCCUUUGACCAGGACGUUCAGCACAUCUUCAUAGAUGACAACAUACGACAGAAUGAUGACGAUACCAUAGUCCAGCCCCUGGUUUUCCUGGACCCACAUGGCACUGAGACCCGUACUGCCUGCACCUCCGAGCUCUACGACAUCACCUUGAUCCAGAACGACCUCCUUCGAGCCAUUUCUGACACCAGUUACUUCACUCAGCGUAUAAACAUAUGCCAGGAAAACUAUGAGAGGAACUUGCAGCAGGGGACGGGAUAAAGUCCAUCCUGGGAGUUAUGGGUCUGUCUGUCAUUCAGCCUCUGGUUCGGGGUCCCUCAAAAACCAAGACGUAUCACUGUGGAUACUAUGAUGGCUACUUCACACAAAUGAAGGUGCUUACAUAUGAGAGAAGGCUACAUGGACAAAUAUGUGGAUGAAGACAAACAUGUUACAGGAAACACUCCAGAAGAACAAACUAAAUAACUUGAGGAAAAUGUAGCAGCUUUUAAUAAAUGUAAAGUAGUUAAAUACAGUGGUAAACAUCUCAUACACAGACCACUCCAAAAUUAUAUUAUCUUGUGUGUUUUUCAAUGUGAACGUCUUCAAAAACAGUUUCCGUGCUUAAUUAAGCACUAAAGCUGCCAGGCCAGACUCUUUGAUAGUAGAAAAAGCUCUGUGGCUAAUGAUGGCACAUGAUAAUUGACCUAACUCCUCAAAUGUGUGUCGUACAGAAUAAUUGGGGUCGGAUUUGGUCAGAAAGCCUUCAAGUGUUUUCUUAGUUGACUAGUGAGUUGAGUCCACGGUUUUGUUCCAGCUCCUCAUUUGUCUUCAUCAGGACUUAACUCUGUGACAUGAAGUGAUUCUGUGACUGCAUAGACUUCAGUGUUUACAUCUGAAUAGAAAGGUUAAUACUUGAAUAUUUAAUUGUAUGUUCAGACAGAUUCUUCAUAAUUCACAAAGGCCAUUGCAAAGACAGACGUUCAGUAUCAAAGUGAACACUUAGAGCAAACCUUGGGUUUAAAGUAGGGCUGUUUGAUAGGAUUAAAAAUGUCAUCAGUCAGUAUUGAUAAUUAUUACCAUAAAUGCCAAAUUAUUAUUUCUUUACAGGUUAAGGCUGAUUUUAGUCUGGAGUGAAAGCUGAAAAAGACAGUUGUGGUUUUAGAUUAUUUGUAAAAGAUGGAAUAUAACAAAAACUCCUCUAGUCUGAUUUCAUGAUUUAGUAUGAGAUUUACUAUGAGAUGAAGAUUUUCUUUAUUUUUAAUUUAAGUGGCUGCUGGCUUUCACAACAUCAAACCAAAACAAAGAAACUGAUUGCAAUCAGCAUUCUUAUUCAACAAGAUGAAAACAAAGUAAAAAAUGUUUUCUUUUUAACCCUUCCUUAAUGGAACGAACGACUUUCCUGACAAAUUAUCCUCAAAUUUGUAAAAUAGUUAUAGCCUAAUUAUCACUAUUCCAUUAGUCUUUCUGUGCUUGCGCAUUUGAAUCGCUGUUGCGUGGAAUUCCUAUUCCCACAAUACACUUUGUGACAAAAUUUCCGAAAAGGCCCGAGUGACAUUUUGAUUUGUUAUGUAAACAUGUGGACUAUGUUUAUGAUGGAGUCAUCUUCAAAGUUGUUCACUGCGAAGGAAGUGAUUCAGGUGUGUAAGCAAAGAAUUACUAAUGGAUUAAUUAUAAUUAGGCUAUCACUGGGGUUUAAGAAAUUUGAAAAAGAAUUUGUCACAAAAGUCAUAUGCUGCUUUAAGGUGAGAAUAUCACAAACACUUCACAAUUUUAGAAAUGUAUUGUUAAAACCUAUUAUAAGGAUAAAAUGUUUCAACAAAAAACAAAGAUUUGAGCAUUUAGUUUUUAUUUGAGAACAAAAUGAACCCUAAAAAAAAAAACAACAAAAAAUGUCAAGAUGAAAUUAGUUUUUAAAUCAUAAUUAAUGAUUCACUUAUCAUUGAUUAUGUCAUUCAAGAAUUAUAUUACAAUAAUAUCUAAAAUUCUGUAUAAUUUCUUCUAGCCCUACUUUAAAAUCUGUAUUGUGUGUCUGUUUUGCCGGAAUUGUUGUCAUCAGCCUGUUUGAUCCAUACCAGUGCACAUCAUUUCCUAAAGGGAAGUCGACGUGUUCCUUAUCUAAAAUGUUGCUCAUUUAUUAAUGCUUUUAUGAAAGUACUUUCAUUCUACAAAGAAUAUCCUCAAAAUGUGAACUGACACAUAUCUGUUUGGUUGGACAUAGGUUUCUGAAGGGUUUUGCACAGAUCUUUUUUAUGCACUUGUGUGAAUCUUUGAUUAUAUUGGAUUAGUGCGGGGGAUAUGGUAGUUUUUCCUCAGAGGAUUGUAGGAUCUAUUUAUUGUUGAGCUGUGCAGGGAGAUUUGUAACUGCUGUUUUAUACUCAGGUCAAUCUUGGACUUAAAACCAAAAGCAGAAGGUAAGAAUAAUCUAAAGAGAAUACUCAGGUGCAGUUUUCCUUUGAGGACACUGGAGUGAUAACACCUGCAUGAGGGUAUUUUCUCUUUUAUUAUUAUAUGUUGCUUUAUCCUUUUUGUGGAAUGACUCCCUUGUGGAGAGUUAAGUGUAAGUGAAUACACUGUAAUGAAGUGUUUCGGAAGGUGAUUGCUGUGCAUGGUGGUCAUAUAUAUAUGCACAUCACAUCCAAAGUUGAAGUUUUCAACAUUAACAAACUCUUUACUGUUCAUUUAUGUAUUCUCUGAUGUCAGAUAUAGCCAUUUUCUUUUAAAUAAAUCUUUGAUGAAA
Molecule: messenger RNA, 3706 nt
Organism: Sphaeramia orbicularis (orbiculate cardinalfish)
Lineage: Eukaryota; Metazoa; Chordata; Actinopteri; Kurtiformes; Apogonidae
Exons: 6
Coding region: 103-1248 (381 amino acids)
Source: RefSeq, a predicted model, not a curated record